AUGGCUCAACAAAACAAAAAGAAAACUUCAACAAAGCUUUCUUCAAAUCGUCGUAAUCGUACCGAUAGAAUUAUUACAUUUGAACAACUUUCACCAGAAAUUAUUUAUGAAAUUUUCGAUUAUCUGACAGGUAACGAAAUUUAUAUAUCAUUUUUUGGCCUCAAUAAACAUAUCAAUGAACUUGUUCGUCAUACACCUAGUCUUCAUUUGGAUUUAUCUCAAACAACAACAAAAUUUUAUCGUAGCUUUCAAAAAAUAUUUUGUGAGAAGAAUAUUGUUUCAGUUAUAGUAGGCUCUGACGAUAUUUAUUUAUUAAAAAGGCUAUCCAGUUCGACUGACAGAAUAAGAUUGAAAUCAAUUUCUAUGUUAGACUUAUCUUUACAUAUAUUUCAAACUAGAAUACCUGAAACAUUGAACAAUUUCAAAAAUGAAUUAGUUAGUUUGAAAAUUCAAUUAAUGAAUAUAAGAUCCCAUGGAACUGCGGCUGAGACUGCUCAAUCUUUUCAAUAUAUACUUACACAAUUGCCACUAUUAAAAUAUCUUACAUUGGACGGUUAUGAUGACAUUAAUGAAAUAACAUAUUUAGAUUCUUCUAUUAUUAAUAAUACUGUCGUACGUUUAACAAUUUCUAUAAUUGAUCGUGUGCGUUGGGUAUCAUUAUUACAUCGAUUUGCAAAAUUAAUAGUAUUCACAGUUGAUUUUCGUUUUGAAAAUCAGAGAAAAAGAGUAGCUCCUCGAGAUUCUAAUUCUUAUUUUGUAAGUCAAAUACAUGAAGAAUUAUCAAUCGAUCUGCCUUUUCGACUUCGUCAUGUCAAAAUCUAUCAAUACAAUAUGAUAUUGGAAAAUUUUGAAGAAUUGUUUCAACUUAUAAUUUCGCCAACUUUAUUGACUUUAAGUUUUUUUAAUUGUCUACGUCCUUUUACGAGAUUUCCGUUGCCGAAGAGGCAACCUCCUUUUCUCGAUGGUACACAAUGGCAUGAUUUGAUGAAAAAAUAUUUAUUACCAACAAUGAAACGAUUCUAUAUUGAGUACGAAGAUGUUGAUAAUACUAUGUCUAUGACAAAUCUUGUACAAGUUAAAAAACAAUUCAUGAAAUAUAGUGGACCGAAUUUACUAUGGGAAGUAAAAUGUUCAUAUGAUCAAAAAACAAAAUUUCUUUCUUUUCAUUUCAUCUUUGUAUGAAUAAAUCUUAUUUGAAAAAUAAUCACUAUGAAGUUUUGUCUAAAUACAAUAAGGAUUAUUGAAUUUUUUCAGUGAUUGAUCCACAGCUAUGUACUGAUCAAACUGUUAUCAGUGUUCUCUCGAACAUCAAUACAUUGAUACAAGCAGCAUAUGACGGCUUAGAAACAUUCUGUAGUUCUAAUUGAUAUAACUUUACAGACAGUGAACAGUCGAUCAUUUUUAUGAGUAGAAGAUGAACUUCUACACAACGAUGUCAUAUCAAAGAAAAAAUACAAAUGCGAAUAAAAUGUAUGGAGCAUCGCUGUCACCUACAAAAACUAGAUAGACAGAGAAGAUCAUUGAUAAUGACUGUUAUUAUUAUUGCGGUGAUUGGCGAUAAUAAAUACAAUCAAAUUGGCGGGAAGAGAAAUUCUCCAAGAAUACUCAAAUAGAGCUAUAGCAUACACAUUGUGUUCACGUUUUUCUUUCUAAUCAAUAUAAGCCAAUUAAUUGUUCGUGUCGUAUCCAUUGUAACUGUAUCGAAAUGCAAGAGCAAGACAAUGGUUACAAAAAUUUAUGUUUGUGGUGAUGAAUUUAUAAAGAAAAAAAAAUAGUGUGUGAGCAAACUCAAAGCGAUUUUCAUCUAUCUAAUCACGAAGCUUAAUCGCUGCGUUCAAAUAAAUAUGAACCUAUCAUACUUGAGAAAAGUUGAAGAAAGUAUCGCUUUUUUCGAACCCUACAAUAAAGCCUUUAUUUAUAUGUUCUUAAUAAAUAAUUGAAGAAAAGAAAAUUCUUUAAAUUUUCUAAAGAGAAAUGUUGUUCAAUUGCUUUUGAGAUUAAUGAAUACUAUCAUUGAAAUCAGAUAGCUGCUACUUGUGGUUGCUGUGGUCAGUACUGCAUUCGCAAGUAUGUUACAUGAGCGAACACGUUACACAGAUACGCGUUUUUGUAAUAUAGAUAUAUUGUAUUUAUUCAGAUCCAUAUUGAAAAAAUGAACAAUAUUAAUGAUUAAAAUUGUCUGAAUUGUUCAAUGGAAAAGUGUGAAAAAAUAAUGUCGAUAGACAUGGCAUUUUAUUAGCAUAGGAAAGAAUCAGUAGACUAACUUGAGAAAAUUGAAGUCCAUUGCAUAUGAAACAUAUUAUGAAAAUCUCAUAAAAAUUUCUCGUAUUGGUUUAACUAAUUUCGUUGUUGUAAGUAAUGUGUUAAAAUACGUCAUUGUUGGUGAUAUACUGUUUUGAAGUACUUGUACGAAAUAGAUUUGAACUAUUUUUAUUUGGACCGUUGGAACUCAUUUGUAGGAUAUUUUUGAAGAAUAGUCUACUUUUGCUUUUCUGUAUUCUUGUUUUCCAUUCUUUGUUAAUUUGUAAUAAUGAUACGAAUGAAAAACAGAAGAACGAAGUAUAGUUUCAUUUCUUCUUCAGUUCCUACACUCUUGAAGAUGUUGCUAUGCUUGUAGGCAUCAAUCUUGAUUAGAGCAACACUUAUGUUUCAUAUUUUUUAUUUUGGCAAAAUUAAAAUGGUAACAAUAUCUAAAGCAAAUAUUUAUAGCAAUAUACAUAUAUAUAAUCCUGUUAGUGGAUUCAUUGUGGACUGACAAUUGGUAUUCGCCGAGUUCGUUUCAGUAAAAGUAAAUCUUGCCACUUUAGUUUCUUGAAAAUAGUUGAUAAAGAGGUCAGACAUAAAAAUGGAUAUAAUAGAACAACAAAAUAACAUAGAAAGUCGAAGUAUAAUUGAGCUGUAGCGCCUAUAUUAUCUGAUAAACCGCAAAUAUGAGAGAAAAUUAAAAUAUUCAAUGGAAUAUUCGGAAUAAGAUAUAGUGUACAUUUAAAUAGAAGGUAGAUUAUCGUUUUACGCUGUUUAUGCCAUCGGAUUGUUUGACGAGCACGUAAUUCUCUAUAAUGAAUAUGAAUAAUAAGAAUGAUGGUUGAAAUGCUAAUAAUACAUGUUGGUAGAAUAUUAUUUACAAUCGAAUCCCAUAUACCAAGAUAGUCAUUAUCCAAAUAACAUGGAAAAUCAUUACAAACAGGUAGUGUAUAAUCAUACGUAUUCAUACGUGGUGGAAACGUUAUUACUAUUAUGUAGAAAACUACUAUAUAGACAAGUAAUAUACUUAUAGGUAAAUAAUGAAAAAGUAAACGUUUUUUUCUGUUGGCAAACAUGCCAUCGUGGAAUAUUAAUAAAUAAAGAUGAACAGAAUACCAUGCCAUAAUUAUAGUGCAUCCGUUGUAUAGACCGAUAUUCAUUAACCACCAAAUAAGACACGUAGAUGGGAUCGAUGGUCGAACAUUACCAAAAUGUAAAAAACUUACGAGGGAAGGCCACCAACUGCCUCCUCGCUUUUGAGCUGAAACUCAGUUGACAAUAGGUAAUCGAACGUGCUGAUUCCGAAUAUCACAAUGGUUUUUCUCCUCUUUCGAUUUAAAGACCCGUUUUUUAAAGAUCUUGGCUUUUCAACCGAAAAAUCAUUUUCGCCAAAAACAUUUUUUGACCUGUCCAAAUAAAAGAGCACGUCGUCAAACCUACAGAAAACAAUUUUUCAAGGUUUUAAGCGAGGUUUUGAGCGAGCUUUCUGCGUCUUAAACUUUAAAAAAGAUGGAAAAACCGCUAAUAUUCUUACACAA
Messenger RNA from Rotaria sp. Silwood2, 3782 nucleotides. The record is from the annotation of a GenBank genome assembly. Lineage: Eukaryota; Metazoa; Rotifera; Eurotatoria; Philodinida; Philodinidae.